Anisakis simplex (herring worm) is the source of this 1977-nucleotide messenger RNA. The record is from the annotation of a GenBank genome assembly. NCBI's taxonomy places the organism in Eukaryota, Metazoa, Nematoda, Chromadorea, Rhabditida, Anisakidae.
AUGUCGAGACGCGAAUCAGAAAGUGAAGAUGAGAAGAUGAAAGCUCUGGCAGCGGUAUUAAGUGAUGAUGAUAGUCGACGUUAUCAAUAUACACGUGAUCAGUUGCUCAGCAUUCGUCAGAGUGCGCUCAGUUGUGUACGGCCUGAGUAUCUUUCUGUUGAAUUUGAUAAUGAAGAUGGAAAGUUUAUGCCUGAGAAAUGGUUGGAGUAUCGUUGGAUGUGUGAAGGUGUUGAGAAUCGUCCGAGUGCGGGUGCUAGACGUAAGGAGAAGCUGAAAGCCGAAGCAUUGGAAAGUGCUGAUUCUACAGUUCUCUCUCCCCAAAGACGCGCCUUCUCGUCUGGAUGCAGAGCCGCAUCACCAUCCAAAAACGAGGGCGAACCUGAGAGACUGGGAGUGAAUAAAGGAAACUGGCGAAGUGGUGCGGGCUUUAUGCUGAAAAAUUCCACGUCUACAGAUUUCAAGCCAGCAUUCGGUCGAAGGAAUGCAUCGAGCGGUGAGGAAAAGAUGCCCGAAUGGUUGAACGAAGGACCGACGUCGAUGUUAGAUAUGAUCGAAUUGAAGGGUUUCGAUGACGAACAGCACGGCAAAUCGAAACGAGUGCAGUCAGCACGAAGUAAACGCGAAACAGUGGCUAGCAAACAGUUGCAGCAAGCCAUGUCCUCUUCAUGCCAACGAUCCGCACGAAACAACACCUCUGCCCACCAACAACAACCGUCACACUCCUCAACUGUCACUUCAUCGUCUUCGGCCACUUCAUCCGCUUCCUCACGAACCACUUCGUCGUCGAUCACCGCUCCAUCGGCCAAUAAUAUCACUCCGUCACAAACUCCACCGAUCGCAACUAGUGGUGACAAGACAGAUAAAGAUAACGAUUAUGAGAAGGCAUCUGAUAAGGGUAGUGCUCUUAAGCACUCAACACUGGCUCAACAGAAUGAGCACUGUUCAUCAACAAGUGGUACGAAUCAAACCGUCAGAAUACCUCCUGAACUGGCCGCCUCGAUGUCACCGAUUCUGAAUGGUAAAUUGCCGAAUUCGGAUGCUGAAUUUGCAGCCAUUUUUGGCUUGUUGGGCGAAAACGAUUUGAAUUCGAUCAAACAGAAGGAUACGAAUUCAAGUGCACUGCAACCACCAUCGGUGACCGGUAGCCGUUUAUCACGUUUCUUUGCCACUCCACUCAGCAAUGACCAGCCGAAUGCUAACGCUGAAUCGGAUGGGACAAGCAGUACAGGUGGUGGCACUUCACGUAUAACUCCACCGAAUGCAAACGUCCCCUCACCCUUACAAUCUUCCUCUUCUUCAACCACAACGGCUAAUCCAAUUCUUCAGAAACUCUUCAAUAGUUCCCCUCAACAAACUGCACAAGCACCACGGAGUGCGAUCCCACUGCAGCAUAUGAUGCGAGUGGAAGACCUCGAACGAGGCUUCCAACAAGAAGCAGCCGCGAACAGCGCAACAGCGCCGAACAGUUCGAGUAAUGCACCAUUCCAGAAGGAGUUCAUCUCGGAUGAUGGCAGUGAACAUCUGCGUGCUCUGGGUCUUGAUACCGUGCCGAGCAGUAAUUAUUUGAACAAACAUGCGAUGAAGGAUGCUUCGUAUCAACACCAAAUGCAUUUGAUGAAUAACAAUAAUAAUGCCAAUUCGAUCUUGUCACGUCUGUCGUCAACUCAAGCGUCUGCAUCUGCAGUGCGUGCACCGCUGCCUCAAUCAAAUCUUGCAUCGCAACACCAGUAUAUGUCGUAUCCAACCAGUACUACUUCCCUCUCAACACCAUCCCCCAAUUUAUUACCUCCCCCCAAUAACAGUGAUCAGACCGUAACGGCGCUGCAGGCAGCUGCUUUUAUGCGACAGCAAUAUGAGGCUGCUGCAAUCCUUCAACAGAUUCACGCACUGCAACAACAACAGCAACAGUUGACUGGUGGUGCGUCUGGUGCUCAGUUCGGCGGUGAUUUCAAUGCCGUGAGGUUUGUGCUUUUUUGA